Messenger RNA from Daldinia caldariorum, 2173 nucleotides. RefSeq lists its product as uncharacterized. The transcript has 2 exons. Gene Ontology annotation, cellular component: SAGA-type complex; nucleus. Gene Ontology annotation, biological process: regulation of transcription by RNA polymerase II; chromatin remodeling. Bases 249 to 1505 code for a protein of 418 amino acids. The record is from RefSeq and is a predicted model, not a curated record. Gene Ontology annotation, molecular function: chromatin binding; protein binding; transcription coactivator activity. Lineage: Eukaryota; Fungi; Ascomycota; Sordariomycetes; Xylariales; Hypoxylaceae.
AAACUACAACUCUUCUUCCUUCUGCAAGCUUCCAACAGCAACAAUCAGAAGAUACAUAGCUACCUACCUCUGGUGCAAUACAUUACCUCCUACCUUAAACCUUAGCCACGGUUACGAUUGCAUUCUCAACAUUUUAUUCCUGAAUCCCGCUGGAAUCAAUCAAUUGUUACGCAAUUCAGUUUCUGCCUGGUUUGCCACUUCGUACUCCCGUCGACCCACACAGCCUGGCUUCAUCAUAAUUGUUGCCCAUGGCUGACAAACCAAUAUCGACAGCCGACAUUAAAUUUUCUUCUACAUUUGGCACAAAGCUUCCAACUCAUCUACUUUCUACAUCAAAUAUUUCGCGUGACAUGGAAAAGAUUACGAUGUCGUCAACCGCCGCUUCGACGGAGUCGGGAUUUAAGAAGCCCCUUGACAUUAGCAGCCUGAUGUCGCCUCCUGAACCUCCCCGCCUAGAAUCGUUUUCGCAGAGACGCGAGUCGAACCCCACGGGACCAACGGUUUCCGAUGUUCGACGACUGCAACCCAUUUCGCCUAUAACACCACCUAUCUCACCGACUACGAAUGUCGAUGAUCAUUCUGUCAAUCCUGCCUCAUCUGCAAACACUGCUGUGCAGGAUCCUAUUCUUUACCCUUCGCAGGACGUUACUCGUUCGCCACAGCAGCAACCGUUGUUUGCACAGGACGACUCCAUCGAUGUUCGCAGAAUUGUAGACGAGCAUGUGAAUAUCCGACCGGCGGGUAUGUUUGGAGAUGCAAGCCCGCCCAAGCUCGAAGACUACGAAUUAGUUAUCUUCUUCAGCUCCCAAGUAAUGAAGAAGUACCAAGAGAAUCCCAAGUUAUGGCUCAAGCGUGAACGGGAUCAACUGCUGGCGGACCGACGAGCUGGAGCGCGCUAUAACAAGUUUAAGCCCCAGCCGAAGCCAAUCCUUCCGGCAAAGGUUCCCCAGGUUCGAAAGGAGACACAGCGCACAAAGACUGUGAAACCAGCGAAGGUGGUGAAAGCGACACAACCUAGCGCCGCAGCUCCGCGCCCAAUUCGAUCGUACCCGACGACUAACCCGGGCCAAUCUUCUAAUCGUCUACCCAGCGCGACGCCUGAUCCUUCGCCACGUCGUGCAGUCGCUCCGAACAGGGAGGACAAAGAUUUUGACUCACUUCCCAAUCUUUGCCCGCCUUUGGAUACACUUCCGCCACGAUCUAACAGCCUCAAAGUCGAUUGGAAGGGAACCCCAAUCGACUUGAGCAACGACCCAUAUCGUCAUCUUCUACAUCCUGACGAGGUUACGCUUGCUGCCAAUCUUCGACUUGAUUGUGCCACCUAUCUAACAAGCAAGCGACGAAUGUUUAUUCGUCGCCGAGAGUGUCUACAGAUGGGAAAGGAGUUUCGCAAGACCGACGCACAGCAGGCAUGCAAAAUCGAUGUCAACAAGGCCUCGAAACUGUGGACAGCCUUUGAAAAGGUCGGCUGGCUUGGGAAAAACUACAUGGACAAGUAUGUGUAAACGGUCAGCAAAUUUUUGACCUGAACCAUGGUCCAUAAGGUAUGGAUUCAAGAGUCUCUCUCAGGGGUGUCAACACAAAUUUCCUUAGGAUUAGGAUGCUUAAUGAUUUCUGCAUAUUGUUUUCGGUUCGGUUCGGUUCGGGUUGCCUGGUUAUCGGCGGUUGCAUCACGACCAUCCUAUUGGUCUCAGAGACGAAUAUUUUUCUUUUGUUUACCCAGUUUCAUUUGUUUCGCAGACAUGGACUCAUCAACGGUAUCACAUCGCAGAAGGGAGACUCGGUUUUCAUCGAUACACAGCAUAACGGGAUUGCAAUGAUACCCGGAGUGAGAGCAGGUUCAUACCCUUAUGAUUACCCCCACUCCACACAUGUUUCUUUUUCGGUUUACGCGAGGUCGGUCGGUCGGUUAGUCGGUUUAUUGGUUGGGGCAUCGGUCAGAUUGGGCAUUCUCCCCUUGAGGAUACCUUUGCAUUACGUGUGGCGUUAUGUUGGCCUAGCAGAGUGAAAUGGUUUAUGGUCAGAAUGAUAUAUCUGGCAGAGACUCGGUAGGGGAGUGCGGCAAUGUAUGUCAGAAGGUGCCUCUACGAGUAUCCUAUCUGUUAGGCUGGCGUUGAUUUUGAUAGUCAGCUCCCAACCGCGAAUAUACUUUCUUACACUACAUACUGGCUCG